Molecule: messenger RNA, 622 nt
Organism: Ricinus communis (castor bean)
Lineage: Eukaryota; Viridiplantae; Streptophyta; Magnoliopsida; Malpighiales; Euphorbiaceae
Product: probable disease resistance protein RF9
Exons: 2
Coding region: 1-489 (162 amino acids)
Source: RefSeq, a predicted model, not a curated record
AUGAAGCAGCACAAGAAGCUCAGUGAAUUACAUUUAUUUGGAAGGCUAGUGACUUUUGAUAUGCAUGAACUCCCCCCAAAUCUGACAAUGCUUACUUUGUCAGUGUCACAGCUGGAACAAGAUCCAAUGCCAAUUCUGGGGAAGUUGCCUCGCCUGAGCAUCCUCAGGCUUUUUGCUAAUUCAUACUUGGGAAAACAAAUGAACAGUCCCCGCAAUGGAUUUCCUGAACUCCGAGUCCUGAAACUAUGGAUGCUAGAAGAGCUAGAGGAGUGGACAGUGGAGGAAGGAUCCAUGCGUGAACUUCAAACAUUAGAGAUCAGAUGCUGCACAAAUCUGAAGCUGCCUGGUGGACUGUACAAUCUGGCUUCUUUAGACGAGCUGACUUUAACGAAUAUGCCCGGAAAGUUUGUCGCAGAUAUUAGAACCAACAUGAAGAGGAGUGUAAAAAUCAGUACACAUUAUUGGAAAUUUCCAACUUUGCCGAAAUAAAUCACAGGCAAUCAAGGCUCCCUGUAGCAGCAAUGCAAGAGUCUUUCUCUAUGGUUGCCCGGGUAUUACAUUUCUGAUUUCUAGUUAUAUUGGCAUUAUAUUCUUAUAUUAAGAAGAAAAGAAUUUUAAUUGU